Knipowitschia caucasica is the source of this 696-nucleotide messenger RNA. NCBI's taxonomy places the organism in Eukaryota, Metazoa, Chordata, Actinopteri, Gobiiformes, Gobiidae. The record is from the annotation of a GenBank genome assembly.
AUGCUCACCCUACCGAAGCUGACGAAGGGUGGAGUGCCCUGGAUGAGGGCCCUGAUGAAACAGACUGCUGGUGAUAAACUAUGCUGGGGAGAUAUACAUGCCGCCCUGACCAAAGCCGCAGAUGAAACAGUCGCAGAAAGAAUUGAAGCUGCAGUUGGAAGGAAGAUCAAAAUACCACUACGGAAGACUGCUGCCAUUCAGAUGUUCCGUGAAGCAUUGGAGGAAGAACUGAAGACGAGAUAUCCAUGCACUCUGACGGAUGAACUCAUGUCCCUGCAGAUGAAAAAUGAUGAAGACUACUACAGCUACAAACAACGAGCUAAAACUCUAUAUCAUGAUGCUACAGACAACAGAGAAGCUCCUCCCACAGACAACAGAGAAGCUCCUCCCACAGACAACAGAGAAGCUCCUCCCACCGGCGUCAGGCGCGUCACUCGCGUCAAAAGCUUCAAGCAUCAAAAUGACAAAACUAUCCCGGCACGCCCGUGUGGAGGUGAGCAGCUCUGGCCCCGGCCCCUGCACCACGCCCUCCUUCCCCCCGCUCAGCACACCUCUCUGGAGCAGUUGGAGGAAGAUGAAGAAGCCAAGGACAGCUUUGACGUGGACAUCUCGGUCACCAGUCCUGAGAAAGUGGGGGACGGCAUGAACGCAUUCGUGGCCUACAGAGUCUCCACCAGGGUGAGUCUGUGGAACUGA